Messenger RNA from Fonsecaea multimorphosa CBS 102226, 825 nucleotides. RefSeq lists its product as uncharacterized. Lineage: Eukaryota; Fungi; Ascomycota; Eurotiomycetes; Chaetothyriales; Herpotrichiellaceae. Gene Ontology annotation, biological process: positive regulation of transcription from RNA polymerase II promoter by galactose. The transcript has a single exon. Bases 1 to 825 code for a protein of 274 amino acids. Gene Ontology annotation, molecular function: RNA polymerase II cis-regulatory region sequence-specific DNA binding; DNA-binding transcription factor activity, RNA polymerase II-specific; zinc ion binding. Gene Ontology annotation, cellular component: nucleus. The record is from RefSeq and is a predicted model, not a curated record.
AUGUUCUUCAUCGUCCCUGAACGCAAGGGUUCAAACCCACCUGCUAGUCCGGCUUCGGACAACCCGGCGGCAUCUCCGCCACAGAGAAAGCGCCAGCGUUUGUCUCCCGAACCAGAAGAGAUAUCGGGCUACUAUCCCAAGCGUACGCCAAAGGCAUGCGAUCGAUGCAGGCUCAAAAAAGCCCGCUGUCAAUGGAACGCUGGGAAGAUAUGUGACAAAUGCAAACGGGAUGGAGUCAUUUGCACGACCAACCGAGAAUCGAAAAGAGAACCCAAACCACCGAAUGCGGCAUAUGUCCAACUUGUCGAGUCUCAGAGAGACUGUCUUCUGCGGGCCGUCAGUAAGAUAGUCGAAGGAGGAUUGUCAAACGAUCCGGCAGCGAUGGCGAAAAUGCUGCAGGAAUUGGGCAUUAGCGUUCAAGAUCUCAAGAGAGCGCCUCGGGAGGGUGUUGUCGAUGAUCCUACGACGAAUUUAGACGACGCCGACAUAUAUGAGAAUGCAGCCGAGAUACAGGCGCUUCUGGAUGAUUGGACUUCGGAAAACACAGAUAUCCAAAAGCACAGCUGUUUAUCGACGUUGGUGUCUCGCAACUUUGGAACAUCUCCGUCUUAUUUCGACUCACCACUUCACACCGAAUACCAGUCUGGCGCGACCCAGACGGUAUCGUACACAGCCGCGGAUGCGACAUCCACACUGGAUGCGACGUUCCUGCCAUCACUUGGAACUGAUGAUUGGCUUGCAUUUGACGGCUGCGCUGAUAAUUGGUCAUUACCGUUCUCAGAAUCGCGCAUAGACGGGGUCAAGAGCUCCGUCGGUGCAGGAUGA